UCAAUCAAUCGGUCCGUGAUUCACGCGCACAUGUCUACACAGCCCUCCUCCCUGCCCGUUGCAAAUUCUCCAAUUCUUCAUUGCUGUACGCCCCUCCGCCCACACCCAUGAAGCCGCGAGCAUCGUCGUCAUCUCCGAGGAAGCCAUUCUCCAGGCCAUAUUCUCAUUCCAGACCACCACGGUGCAGGGCGGCGGCGGCGGUUUGGGUGGUGAUGUGGGUGGUGGUGUGGGUGGUGGCGAGGGUGGUGGCGACAUGCCAGCCAGGCCUUGCUCACCCUCCGGGGCGUCACCGUCGUUGUCGCCAAAUUCAUCCUGGUCGUCACCGGCAGGCUCCUCCUCAUCCAUGUCGCCCUCCCCGCCCUCCUCAUCCAUCUCGCCCUCCCCGUCCUCCUUCACAGCGGGCAUGUCGCCACCACCCUCGCCACCACCCACACCACCACCCACAUCACCACCCAAACCGCCGCCGCCGCCCUGCACCGUGGUGGUCUGGAAUGAGAAUAUGGCCUGGAGAAUGGCGUUGGGUCGAGGGCUGAGCGGUCUGAUGACGAGGCAGAAGGGCGCCUCCUCGGUCGCGACGAGGCGAUGCUGACACACAUACAAGCGCACAGGCAGAGCCGGACGAAGUGUGUUUUGUGUAUUGUGUGUUGUGUGGCUGUGUGUAUGUGUGUGUGUCAGGCUGACCGUGUUGACGAAACCCGUGCGUCCCUUGAUGGUCCGGCCGUUCUCACACCGAUCAGAGCCGAGCAGCCGCGACACCAGGCUGGUCGUCCCCGCCCCUCUGAACGCGAAGACACCCCACAGGGGCGUGUCUGGCACGAUCGCGUCAUCGCCAAGAACAGCACGUCGCUGCGGACCGGCUGGCACUCGGCGCAUCGUGGUUGGGCUGGUGAUCAUCUCGAUGCGGUCGAAGUGCUCAUCUCCGGUUGGACGUGCGAUGGGAGGGAAUGAGUGGUUGACGAGGAAGUGGAACAGCGAUACCGCCGCCCUUCUGCUGCAGAUGGCCGUGACCCGUCCCACCUUGCCCGUCGCUCGAAUCCCCUCGCGGCGCUUGGUCUUGGACAGGACGACAAGGCUGGGCUCCUUGAGGCGUGGACGACCCAGAGCCUUGUGAAGCCCUUCCUCGAUCGACACCAACGGCGCGAAAACCUCUUGGUGCACCCGCAGAUUCUCGGUCCCCUCCCUCCCGCGCACACUUUCCAGCUGUGCAAGCUUGCUCGGCCAUCCCAUCCCCAGGUGGCCGUCGUUUGCAAGAAACGCCGUACGCCGCACCGACAGCUGGUGUCUGCGCCCGCCUGCUGAAGACUCGUCAGGUGCGUCGCCAUACGCUCUGGCUGCUGCAGGACCGGCGGUGUGCGUUGGAAGCGGCUCACGGCCGUCAAGGACGCGCUGGGCGCUGCGUGUGCGCCCAGGAAGCACCUCAGCGUCAUCUGGGAACGGACGCUUCGUCAU
This is a messenger RNA of Vitrella brassicaformis, 1449 nucleotides long. Lineage: Eukaryota; Vitrellaceae. The record is from the annotation of a GenBank genome assembly.